This is a messenger RNA of Coffea arabica (coffee), 1487 nucleotides long. The record is from RefSeq and is a predicted model, not a curated record. Lineage: Eukaryota; Viridiplantae; Streptophyta; Magnoliopsida; Gentianales; Rubiaceae.
UCAUUGGAGGCAUUUUGCGUGAAAAGAAUUGCUUAGAUGGUUGGAAGAAGGUGCAUAAAGGCAUUGAUUCGUACUUAAGGAGGAGCGAAAGCAGUGAAAGAUAUCAAGCAAUAGAUCAAGAAUUGACCUUAAUUUAUGAUGACUUGCCUUAUCAUUUGAAACCAUGCUUUCUUUAUACGUGCCAUUAUCCAGAAGAUAAAAUGAUACAAGCAGAAGAAUUGUGUUUGUGUUGUGUUGGAUGGCAGAAGGCAUAGUUUCAUCAAGGGAUCAAGGAAAAGAAGAAGCACUGAUGGAUGUAGCAGAACGCUACUUCAAUGAACUGGCGAGCAGAUCUUUGGUGCAGGUGCAAGCGGAUGAACAGUUUUCAGGAUCAAUGCAAUUUUGCCGCCUACAUGACCUUAUGCGAGAGCUAUGUCCGGCAAAGAGUGAAGAAGAAGAGUUCUUCCAGAUGAUGUCUCUUCGAGAUGGAAAACCACAUUCACAGAGGCCUCAUUCUUUCAAUUCUAAUACUCCGCGAAGAUUGGUGAUUUACAAGGAUCAUUCAUUUGAUUAUAAUGUCAUACAGGAAUCUGCUCAACAACUUCGAUCCCUUCUGUUAUUCAGCUCUCACUGGGUAGAUGAUCUUUUGUUACCAAGUGAGUAGAUGAAACUAAAGUUUCUUAAGAGUUCUUUACCUUUUCAGGUGUCCGUUUCAAUGAACUACCUCAACGUUUUGGUAGCUUGCUCCAUUUGAGGUUUCUAUGCAUAAAAGACUGUGGAGUGAAAGAGUUGCCAUCAUCCAUCUGCGACUUGCCAUUCUUACGGACCCGUGAUCUUAGAGAUGAUAUAACCAAUGAGGGUGACUGUGCAUUACCCAAUGCUUCGUGGAAAUUGAAGCAACCUUUAUCUUAAUCGGAAGUAUCAUGCAGUAGGAGGAGAAAAAUUGACAUUGCCUGGCCUGGAUAAGUUGGAGACAUUGGAAGGAUUUGCAUGUGAACACAUGGAAAUUUCAGAUCUUUAUAUCAUGAAAAAUCUGCGAUAUCAUGCAAAAGUUAAUGGAAACGAGAGCAUCUCCAAGAUGAUCAACUACAUUGAGGCUGCUAAAGACUUACGUGUCCAUCUAAGUUCAGACGCAGGCUGCGAAAUUGGGGAUGAUCCAAUGGAAGCUCUGGAGAGGCUUCCCAAUCUAAGAAUAUUGAAGCUGGGAAUGCUGUCCUUUGUUGGAAAAAACAUAAUGGUUUGUCAUGCCAGUGGCUUCCCUCAACUCGGGCAUCUUUUCAUUGACAAUAUGCCUUACUUAGAAAACUGGACGGUGGAAGAAGGAGCCAUGCCACAUCUUUCUACUCUAACCAUUUGGGAUUGCAACAAGUUGUUGAGUUGGAUAGGUUAUGUGCCAAUUAGUGUUUAAUGAAUAUGUUUAUUCCGUUAUUGAUCCCUCAAAACCUAAAUCAAUUCCAAAACUUGGCCUUGAUGCCUUUUAUAGAUGAAAUAAUAUGUUAGUUCUUCUA